Molecule: messenger RNA, 1536 nt
Organism: Oryzias melastigma (Indian medaka)
Lineage: Eukaryota; Metazoa; Chordata; Actinopteri; Beloniformes; Adrianichthyidae
Exons: 3
Coding region: 514-1191 (225 amino acids)
Biological process (GO): signal transduction; regulation of apoptotic process
Molecular function (GO): protein binding
Source: RefSeq, a predicted model, not a curated record
UUGGCGGAGCAAGAGGAAGAAAGGGGAAUGAAGGAAAAUAGCCACACGAAAUUGAGGAUGUUUAAGCUAAGGAAGAUUUUAUUUGAGGACUAAUUUCGCUUAAUAGGUACCGCCGUGUUCAUUUCAGGAGACCAAAAGUUAAUGGAGGUGAACCAUAACAGGUUUGCGUGUCUUGUUCGCUCCUCCUGAUGAAGAAUGGUGGUGUUUUGUAGUGCCGAAAACUUCUAAUUUGGUCCAUUUUGGAUAAAUAAACAUGAGUGGAGUGAUGCUGUGAACGUGGCGGGUAUAAACUAGUACCUUAUUUUAUUUUAUUUUAUUUUAACGGUGCUUUUAUUCACGGUGAAGUGAAAUGCCCUUACCUGCAGUGAUCAACUCUGUAUUCUAAUGUCGACAUUCACUGGGCGAGUUUCUGCUAAAAGAUAUUUCAUCUAGACAAAUGUUAUUUAAAAGUUCUAUGCAAUAGAUUUUUUUAAUUAUUCCCUAAUCAUCCUCUUUGGACGUUAAUCCACUGCCAUGACUGAAGACCAACUAAUCAGACGCCUUAAAGUAAAGCUGAUCGAGAUUCUCAGCGCAGAUGCAGAUCUCGUUCUGCAGCAUGCAGACUCUCGCAGUCUGCUGUCUCCUCGCGGAUACCAGCUGGUGAAAUCCUGCCGUGUUCCCAGUGAAAAGGUGACUGAACUUCUGGAUCAGAUCAUCCAGAGCGGUCCCACAGCAGCUCGAGGUCUGCUGGACGUGUUGAAGGAGCAGGCUCUGCAAGAGACCUUCCCACUGCUCGCUUCUGUUGAGGAGCUGCAUUCCAACCCCCUUUCUCCAGAAGUUGAUACAGAAGUACCAAAAAGGAAAAAAGAAGCUGCUGAAUUACAAGAUCACGUUCCACCUAAAAAGAUCUGCAGCAAUGGUAGUGUCUUAGUGAAGGAGAAGCAGCUGAUGAUGGUCGCUCAAGGCAUCGGGAGGUCCUGGAGGGAAAUUGGAAUACUAGCUCUAGACGUCUCAUCGGUGAAGCUGCAGCAGAUAGAGGAGGACUAUUCUCAGCAUUCGGACCGAGUCUUCCACAUGCUGCGCCACUGGCGCAACUGUAAAAGAGAGGAGGCCACCGCUGCUCACCUGCACUCCCUCCUCAGUCGGAAGAACUUUGAAAUAUCACCUGAAAGUAUCGCCUUUCUACUGGAGACAGAUGGAGAGCAUCUUUAACAUCUUUAAGUUAACAGACUUGACAUUUGUCUUUGUUCAAUUUCUCUUUGAUCAUGAAAUAUACAUUCCAGUUUAUGCUAUCAUUUUAAGAAAAAGUAAAGUAAAUAGGAAUGUUUUAGUACAACAUUAUUUCCAUGGUAAACCAGAUAAUUUUAAGUUGUGCACUCUCUUUUUUAUGAUAAGAUGGAACUGAAGAGUAAACUUUUUUUAUAUAUAUAUUUUGUACUGACGUAAAAGAAGUGAUGUCUAUCAUGUGUCGAGUGCAACAUUAAAGGUUAUAUCAUAAAAGUGUAUUUUACAGACAAUUUACUUCAAAUAAAGUUUUUCUUAUGUACUACUGCUUAA